AUGUCUCUCUCCCCGUGCCGGGCCCAGAGGGGCUUCAGCGCCCGCUCAGCCUGUUCUGCUGGCUCAGGGGGCCGCAGUAGGGGAGGCUUCAGCAGCAGAAGUCUCAGUCCCUUCAGGGGGUGCCGAGGACGGUCUCGUGGGAGGACUUGGGGGAUGGGGGGAAGAUUCGGGGUGCAGUUUGGGGAAGGCAGUGGUGGGCCCAGGCCUUUCCUGUGCCCUCCGGGGGGCAUCCAGGAAGUGAACGUCAACCAGAACCUGCUGACCCCACUGAAGAUUGAGAUUGACCCCCAGUUCCAGGUGGUACGGACUCAGGAGACCCAAGAGAUCAGAAUCCUCAACAACCAGUUCGCUUCCUUCAUUGACAAGGUGCGGUUCCUGGAGCAGCAAAACAAGGUCCUGGAGACCAAGUGGAGCCUCCUGCAGCAGCAGGGGGUUAGUCACAGCCCCCAAAGCCUGGACUCUUUCUUUGAGGGCUACCUGGCCCAUCUCCGGAAGUGGCUGGAGCAGCUUCAGAGAGAACGAGGAGAUCUAGAUGCCGAGCUGAAGUGCUGCUAUGACCAGGAAGAGGAAUAUAAGGCUAAGUAUGAGCAGGAGGCCCACAAGCGUGCCACGGUGGAGAAUGACUUUGUGAUCUUCAAAAAGGAUGUGGAUGGAGCUUUCCUGAGCAAGAUGGAAUUGGAAGAGAAGCUGAAGUCUCUGAGAGAGUACAUAUGCUUCCUGAGGCGUCUGUAUGAAGAAGAGCUGGGCAUGCUCCAGACCCAGGCCAGCGACAUGUCCGUGGUGCUGUCGAUGGACAACAACCGCUGCCCGGACUUCAGCGACAUCAUCGCCGAGGUCCGUGCCCGGUAUGAGGAGAUCGCCCGGACCAGCCAGGCGGAAGCGGAGGCCAUGUACCAGACCCAGUACCAGGAGCUUCAGGCAUCUGUCCAGCUCCAUGGGGACAGCAUGGAGAUGACCAGAGUCCAGAUCACCCAGCUGCAACAGGCCAUUCAGAGGCUGCAGAGUCAGAUUGAGAAUCUGAAGCAGCAGAAUGCGGGCCUGCAGGCUGCUAUCGCUGACGCUGAACAGCAUGGGGAGCUGGCCCUCAAGGAUGCUCAGGCCAAGAUGGACGAGCUGGAGGCUGCUCUGAGAGCCGCCAAGCAGGACUUGGCCCGGCUGCUGCGGGAUUACCAGGAGCUCCUGAGCACGAAGCUGGCCCUAGAUGUGGAGAUCGCCACCUACCGCAGGCUGCUGGAGGGCGAGGAGUGCAGGAUGUCCGGGGAAUGCACCAGCCAGAUCACUAUCUCUGUUGGAGGAGGCAGCACGGCUGUGUCUGGAGGAGCGGCUGGUGGCCUGGUGUGCCCCUGUGGGCCUGGAAGUGGGAGAGGCGACUUCGGCUUCGAAUCCAACUGCUCCAGCAUCGUGACCGGAGGUUCCAACAUCAUCCUGGGCCCUGGGCAGCGUCCCGGGCUGGGCUCUGGGCAGCGUCCCGAGCUGGGCUCUGGGCAGUGUCCUGUGUCGGGCUCCUGCUCUGUGUCGGGCUCGGGCUCAGGGUCCAGCUCGCGGUCCAGCUGCCGCACCAUCCUGAAGAAGACGGUGGAGUCGAGUCUGAAGACGUCCGUCACGUACUGAGUGACCCAGCAGCCGCUUGCUUGCUCCUCCCUACCCCCCACUGCCAUUUUCUGGACCCCCUGGGCCUUGCUCCCACUCCCAUCCCUGAAUGGCCAGCUCUGUGUCCACUGCCCACAGCCUGAGCCAGGCUGCAGGGGACUCUGCAAAAGUCAAUAAAGUC
Molecule: messenger RNA, 1771 nt
Organism: Talpa occidentalis (Iberian mole)
Lineage: Eukaryota; Metazoa; Chordata; Mammalia; Eulipotyphla; Talpidae
Gene: KRT78
Product: keratin 78
Exons: 10
Coding region: 1-1611 (536 amino acids)
Biological process (GO): keratinization; intermediate filament organization
Cellular component (GO): keratin filament
Molecular function (GO): structural constituent of skin epidermis
Source: RefSeq, a predicted model, not a curated record